AUGUAUCGAUAGUAUUAUUAAUCGACACGACCGGCAAACGCACUUGUUAAGCGCGUUCAAACACAAAUUUAGUUUGUUUAAUUAAAAAUAGUCGCAACUGCAGCCUGGAAAGCACAUACAGCACAAUGCAGGAGUUUUUCAGAGUGCUGAUGCCGGACGUAAAGAAGGAGCUGCGCCGCGGCAUCAUCGAGUGCUCAAAACGCGGCCUGCUGCACAGCACCAAGUGGCUAGCAGAGAUGCACCACGGCUUGAGUGAUGUGAACAUCGACAAUGCAGCACCGGAUGAUGAUCAUUCGUUUAGCGAGUGCCAGCUGGAGGGCAUUACGCCAGCCGAGUAUAGCGAUUAUUUCCUAGCCAAGAGCUACUACGAUGUGCGUGAAUAUGAUCGGGCAGCGCACGCUGUCCGAAACUGCGAAUCCAGUGUGCCACGAUUUCUUCACCUAUACUCGACGUACAUGGCACGCGAAAAACGACGUCUCGACUCCACCACCGAUCAAGCGAAUCUCAAUGAGCCAAAUCAAAUGCGCGACUUGGCAGAUCUCUUGGCCACACUACGCGCGGAACAUGGACGCGGUCGCUUAGAUGGUUAUGGAAUAUAUCUAUAUGGCGUUGUACUCAAAGCAUUAAAUCUUAAUAAGGCAGCCGAGCAAAUGCUUGUAACCGCUGUGCGCAUGGUGCCAAUGUUGUGGAGUGCCUACCUGGAGCUAUCACCCCUCAUUAUGGAGAAAAAGAAGCUGCUGAGCCUGCAACUGGGCGGUCAUUGGAUGCGGCAUUUCUUCAUGGCACACACUUACUUGGAGCUGUAUUUGAAUGAUGAUGGACUGAAGAUCUAUGAGGAUCUGCAGGCUGCCGGCUUCAACAAGAGCAUCUAUAUAACCGCACAAAUGGCGCACGUCUAUCACAACAAGAGGGAUGUGGAUAAGGCUAUUGAGCUGUUUCAGGCGCUGUUUGAGAGCGACCCCUAUCGUUUGGACAACGUUGAUACCUACUCAAAUUUAUUGUUUGUCAAGGAAAUGAAAACGGAAAUGGCUCAACUGGCGCACAAGGCUGUUAGCAUUAACAAAUACCGACCCGAGACAUGUUGUGUUAUAGGCAAUUACUACAGCAUACGUUGUGAUCACCAUGUGGCGAUUUCAUAUUUCCAGCGCGCUUUAAAACUGAAUCCGAAGUAUUUAGCAGCCUGGACGCUGAUGGGUCAUGAAUUUAUGGAACUGAAGAACACAAAUGCGGCCAUACAAAGCUAUCGGAAAGCUGUGGAGGUUAACAAGCGUGAUUAUCGUGCUUGGUAUGGUUUGGGUCAGGCCUACGAGAUCAUUAAGAUGCACUAUUAUAGUUUGUAUUAUUUUAAAAUUGCCCAUCAAUUACGGCCGUAUGACUCGCGCAUGCUUGUUGCAUUGGGCGAAACAUACGAGAAGCUGGACAAGUGUGAAAAUUCGGUGAAAUGCUAUUGGAAGGCCUGCGAUGUGGGCGACAUCGAGGGCAUAGCCAUGUAUAAGCUGGCCAGCCUACACGAGAAGCUAGGCGACAACGAGACGGCCGUUCAUUGUUAUAUUAUGUACUGCGAGGACGAGCGCGCUGCCACCGACAAACAGAGCCUGUAUCAGGGCUUCAUGACGCUGGCCAACUACUAUGAGAAGAAGUGUGACUAUGAGCGUGCUGCCUACUAUGCUUACAAGUGUCUGGAUUCUGAUGAUCGCAAAACGGAAGCUAAGGCGCUGCUAAAGACAAUCGAUUAUCGUCGGAGUGCUGAAUGCCAGAAGAAAAAGUCCACGGCAACGGUGGUGGCUACGGCAGAGACCAGUUCCGAGGAUGAAAUGGAAUGGGAGCAGCUCGAUGUACGUGCCCGUGUACCAUUUACCUCCAUAGCCGACACGAGUAAAACAACGUCUACGGCAACGGCAACCGCAACAGCCAGCUCCAGUGGCAGCGCAGCCACAGGGGCAUCUACCUCAGCCGGUGCGAGAAGGUUACGUGCAGUGCCGGAGCGUGUGCGUCGAGCGCAGCCCAAUCAGCGAACCCUGACGGGACCCACUGCAAAUAGCACAGCGACAACACCCACGGCGGCAACAUCAACAAUACCCACAAUAAGUGAGGAGACGCCCGGGGGUAGUUCGGCUACAACAGCAACGGAAUCGGAGACACUGGGGGACUCAACGCCGGCGACAGGAACAACAGAGCAGCAGGCGGCACACGAUAGCAGCUCAAUGGAAAUUUCUAGCGUGUCCAUUGAUUAGAGAUUAUAUGUUUCAAGUUAGAGAAAUUCUACUGUGAAUGGGCUCAUAAAUUGAUGAUUUCUU
Messenger RNA from Drosophila navojoa, 2297 nucleotides. It is a transcript of the gene Cdc23, whose product is annotated as cell division cycle protein 23. Gene Ontology annotation, molecular function: protein binding. Gene Ontology annotation, cellular component: anaphase-promoting complex. Gene Ontology annotation, biological process: protein ubiquitination; cell division; positive regulation of mitotic metaphase/anaphase transition. The record is from RefSeq and is a predicted model, not a curated record. NCBI's taxonomy places the organism in Eukaryota, Metazoa, Arthropoda, Insecta, Diptera, Drosophilidae.